Molecule: messenger RNA, 297 nt
Organism: Rotaria socialis
Lineage: Eukaryota; Metazoa; Rotifera; Eurotatoria; Philodinida; Philodinidae
Source: the annotation of a GenBank genome assembly
AUGCAUUCGUCUCUCGUUGCUGUUCUCAUCUUAGUACUUAUGAUUGCGGCUAAAUGCCAGGCUGGUACAGUUUCAUGUGUCCAAUCGGCCGCCAUUUUGGAAUGUCCAUCCAUUAAAUGUAAUAAAGUCGGUCUUGCCAAAGCGGAGGUGAAAUAUCCAUCUAAUUGUUUUGUUAUUGGACCCGAUCAUACCCUCCACACUAAAUAUUAUCGUCUGAAUAUGCCCGGUGGUGGGUACGGUUAUGUCAGUGCCGUGUAUUGUGCAGGCAGCAUCAAGCAGUUCUGUCCAGAGUCUUGA